AUGUCUGCUUCCGGCACCACUAUCAAGACGGUCCUCAUCACGGGCUGCUCCAGAGACGGCAUCGGCGCUACGCUGGCCCUCCGGCUCGCCGACGACGGUCACCGCGUCUUCGCCACCGCCCGUGACCCGCGCAAGAUCCCCUCAGCCGUCCGCGAGCACGCCCGCGUCACCGUCCUCACCCUUGACGUCACGAGCGACGCGUCCGUCAAGGCCGCCGCCCAGGCCGUCGCCGCCGCCGCCGCCGCCGCCGGGCGCACUAAGCGCGGAGGCGGGGGCGGGCUUGACGUCCUCGUCAACAAUGCCGGCGCCGGCUACACCAUGCCGCUGCUAGACGUCGACAUUGACCGCGCGAGAAACUGCCACGACGUCAACGUCUGGGGCCCGCUGCGCACAGUGCAGGCCUUUUCCGAGCUGCUCAUUGCGAGCCGCGGCCGCGUCGUCAAUAUUGGCGCCGCCACGGGCUGCCUCUACUCACCAUGGAUCGGCGCCUACAGCUCAUCCAAAUCUGCGCUCCAUACGCUCUCGGAAACAUUGCGCGUCGAGCUGCAGCCCUUUGGCGUCACCGUCGCCUGCAUCAUUACCGGCACCGUCGCCACGCGCUUCCACGCCAACGAAGGCGACUUUUCCCUGCCCGCAGCCUCCCUCUACGCGGACAUUUUCGACACGAUAGCCCUCUGGGCUCGCGGCGCCGUCGGGCCGGACCAGGGCACCGUCGACGACUACGUCACCCAGAUCCUGCCCGAUGUACUGGGUGAUUCGCGCGGAGGCAAGCUUUGGAGAGGCGCCAACGCUGGCGCUGCUUGGUUUGCGUCGACGUGGCUGCCAGAUUAUGUUUUGGAUAAAUUGGUGGUGCUAAAUCAGGGAUUGGACAAGUUGACAAAGAGCAUUCGGGAGAAAAAGACACAGUAG
Molecule: messenger RNA, 909 nt
Organism: Beauveria bassiana ARSEF 2860
Lineage: Eukaryota; Fungi; Ascomycota; Sordariomycetes; Hypocreales; Cordycipitaceae
Product: oxidoreductase, short-chain dehydrogenase/reductase family
Exons: 3
Coding region: 1-909 (302 amino acids)
Biological process (GO): phosphatidic acid biosynthetic process; triglyceride catabolic process
Cellular component (GO): lipid droplet; endoplasmic reticulum
Molecular function (GO): acylglycerone-phosphate reductase (NADP+) activity; triacylglycerol lipase activity
Source: RefSeq, a predicted model, not a curated record